CUGCCUCUGCUGCCUUGCGACGGUUAAGGGGAUAGUAGGUAGACAUCCAUAGUAUGUACAUGCACAAACGGCCACACCACCCCCCGGGUGUCCUGUUUGCUGUUUGUCUCUCCCACCCACGGCAUCGCGUUGCAUUUUUGCUCUCCGCAUCCGUGAUAUUUCGUUCGACCUUUUCUGCUAUGCUGCCGUAUAACUUCGACCUUCAGCCGGCAGAAACAUAAGCGUGUAAGAAAGGCAAUCGUAUACUAUCGUAUCGAGUAGAGAUCAGACACCGCAGUAGCUAGCCAUGGCAGUAACCGACAAAGGCCCCAUGAUCAUCGGGGUGACGAUGAUGUUCGAGGUCAUCGCCCUAGGAGCCCUCUGUCUCCGAUUCUGGUCCCAGCAACUCCUCCGCCGGAAGAUCUACGCUCACGAUAUUUUUACUUUGUUUGGAUUUAUCUGCGCAACAGCUCUCACGGCCUGCCUCAUCUGCAGUGUCCAGUACGGCGGUCUCGGGCGUCACGCGAUCGAGCUCCUCGCGACCCCCGAGAAGCUCGUCGUCUUUGGAAAGCUCCUCAUCGCCGUACAAGCCCUCUGGGCCUUCUCAAUGACCAGCAUCCGGCUGUCGAUCCUGCACCUGUACCUGCACCUCUUCACGACGCACCGGCGCUUCCGCAUCGUCUGCUGGGCCCUCAUGGCCGCCUGCCUGCUCUGGGCCCUCGGCGACCUCCUCACCGUCUUCCUCCUCUGCCGCCCCCUCGCCUUCAACUGGAACAAGCUGAUCCCCGGCCGCUGCGGCAACAUCAACGCCGCGUACCUCUCCGUGCACUCCACGAACUUCGCCAUCGACUCCACCAUCGCGCUGCUGCCCACGCCCGUGCUCUGGGGCCUGCAGCUGCCGAUUGGGCGGAAGCUGGGCGUCUGUCUUAUGUUUGCGCUGGGCGCCCUGAUCUGCGCCAUCUCCAUCGCCCGCAUAUGCCUGUACCAGCUCGCGCUCGGCUACGACCAGAGCGACUUCACCUGGUCGGGCUCGACGCUCUACCUCUUCACCGCGCUCGAGCCCCUGAUCGCGUGCUCGCUCGCCUGCAUGCCGCUCCUGCGCCCCGUGAGCGAGAAGCUGAGCGCCUCGCCCGUCGUCACCUGGGCGAAGUCGUGGGUCACCUACUCCACCUCCGGGUCUUCCAGGUUCGGGAGGGGGCAGCAGAGUGGUGAUACGGGGAAUGACAGCCUGGAGGGCGGGCUGACGGUCACGACGAUUGGUGGGGGCUCGAAUCGGUUCCAUUGGAGGAGGCUGAGUGGUGAUAGUAGAGGGAUCAGGGUCAAGUAUCAGGUGGAUCAGGAGAGUGUCGAGAUGAGAGGGGCUAGUCCAUAGGGAUUAUUAUGUUGGAACUAACUGUCUACUAAGUACCUGCUGGGUUACCUAGGUAGGUAGAUAUCAUACGUCGGGCUGUUUUUGAUAUUUAGGGGGCUCUAGAACUGAGGGGUGGCAUAUUUGUACCAAUACUGAGGAUGGAAAAGUCUGUUUCUGUACGUCUACAUGGUACCGGACGCCUUUUUACGCUAGCUGUAUGAAUAAAUGAACAACAAGUACUACCU
Messenger RNA from Hypoxylon fragiforme, 1575 nucleotides. RefSeq lists its product as uncharacterized. NCBI's taxonomy places the organism in Eukaryota, Fungi, Ascomycota, Sordariomycetes, Xylariales, Hypoxylaceae. Bases 287 to 1351 code for a protein of 354 amino acids. The transcript has 4 exons. The record is from RefSeq and is a predicted model, not a curated record.